Aureobasidium uvarum is the source of this 2841-nucleotide messenger RNA. The record is from the annotation of a GenBank genome assembly. NCBI's taxonomy places the organism in Eukaryota, Fungi, Ascomycota, Dothideomycetes, Dothideales, Saccotheciaceae.
AUGCAGCGGGCAUUCAGAAACGGCAGAGCACUGGCGGCGCUGCUGUUUUCUCUCUUCUACCUCGCUUCGGCGCAAUAUGAGACCAACAAGACAUCUGGCCCUAUCGUCAUCAGCAACAGCACUAUCAACAGUGUCAUCUCUUCAACACAAGAUGCGCGCAAUACCGAUCUACGCCAGACCACAUGCCGUACUGGCACGGUCAACUACAUUACACACUCAUUACCCCAACAGUGUCUAAGCCGCUCGACACCGACCUCAAACUCGACCAUCAGUCUCACCCCUACCGUCACACCUACCCCUUCCACUACGAAUUCAAACCCUCUAUCAAGCAGCCUUGCCCCGGAGGAGCCACCUUCCACCUCAACGGAGACCCAUAGCUCUUCUUCGACGCAGCCCGAAGCCGAGUUUGAGACCGACUCACCACUGGACAAUGCCAACUUCCUGUCAUUCGAAGAAUGGAAGAAUCAAAACUUGGCCAAGGUUGGUCAGUCGCCUGAUCAUGUCGGCCAGAAGUCCAAUUCCGGACAGGACAAACCUCGCAACCCACGUCCGAUCGACCACGCCCUCGAUAUUCUUGGUGAAGACUCGGAGAUUGAAUUGGACUUUGGCGGCUUUGGAAGACAGGAUACUUCUUCGUCAUCAACUGCUAGUGCUCAGCCUACUGUCGCCUCUGAGCAAACUCUUCGAAGCAAGGAUGCUGGCAAGACUUGUAAAGAACGCUCCAAUUACGCUUCAUUCGAUUGUGCCGCGACUGUGCUCAAGUCCAACCCUGAAUCCAAGUCCGCCCACGCUGUUUUGAUUGAGAACAAGGAUAGCUACAUGCUCAACAUCUGCUCGAGCUCCAACAAAUUCCUGAUCGUCGAACUGUGCAAUGACAUUCUCAUCGAUACAAUCGUUCUGGCCAAUUAUGAAUUCUUCUCUUCGAUAUUCCGCAACUUCAAAGUCUCGGUCUCUGAUCGAUACCCUGUCAAAGCAGAUCGUUGGAGAGAACUUGGUGUUUUCGAGGCUAGAAACACCCGCUCAGUCCAGGCUUUUCUGGUCGAGCAACCCCUGAUCUGGGCCAGAUAUCUUCGGAUAGAGUUCUUCACUCACUAUGGUAAUGAAUAUUACUGUCCCGUCAGUCUGCUCAGAGUGCAUGGUACUACGAUGAUGGAAGAGUUUCGCCAUCAGGAAGAGCUGGCUCGUGGUGAAAUUAGCGAUGACCUGGAGGAAUCAGUCAUGCCUGACGCAUCACCGUCUCCUGCUCAAGAACCUCCUCAGGAACCUCUUCAGUCUUCGAAGGAAGCUGAUCAGUCUAUCGCUGUGGAAUCUGUUCGACCUAUCGAGACUUCGAGAGAACCUUCUGCUGUUCUAGCUCCAUCUGACCCUAGGUCAGAACCCUCGAGCACUUCAACAGCGUCCACGUCAACAGACUCUGAGGUGCAAACUUCCACUGCUAACAGCGAAGGUAUAUCGACCAGUACUCAAGUCCACGCAUCAGGUAUCAUCAAUGCCUCGUCAUUACGCAACAUCACCACACCAGAAAGAAACGACACAAUACAGACCACUACAGACCCCAGCAUACAGACAGGCGAUCUCAAGAACACGACAUCUACAUCUUUUCGAAGUGCGUCGAGCCCAACCAACAGCUCAGCGGGUGCCGUGAGGUCCUCUGAUCUCAUCGUCACCUCUCAGGCACACAUUUCUUCUUCGAAUGCUGUCACUACUCAUAAUUCUUCACAGCAGAUGCCCGUGGACUCGAGCAGUAAACCUGUUACCGCCAACCCCAGUAUACAUGAUUCUGCCAAUGCUAGCAACCAAAACAAAAGCACGGCCUCGAGCAACAAGCAGCCAUCUGCAUCGUCUGAUGUGCAUAUCCAGAAGCCGGGUACAUCGACUGUAUCAUCGGCUCACUCAAACCCGACUACUCAAGAGUCUUUUUUCAAGUCUAUUCACAAACGUCUGCAGAUGCUCGAGAGUAACGCCACUCUGUCUCUGCAGUAUAUCGAAGAGCAGUCCCGCAUUCUGCGCGAUGCUUUUAUAAAGGUUGAGAAACGCCAAAUCAAGAAGACCGAAGCAUUCCUCGAGAACCUGAAUACAACUGUAUUUGCCGAGCUCCAAGACUUCAAACAGCAGUAUGAUCAGUUAUGGCAGAGUACCGUCAUUGAGCUUGACAACCAUCGUGAUCAAUAUCAGAGGGAGAUUCACGCAGUCAGUGUGCGUUUGAGCAUUGUCGCUGAUGAGUUGUUGUUUCAGAAGCGGAUGGCGAUUGCUCAAAUGACUGUAAUGAUGGUCUGCCUUGGCCUUGUCUUGUUUGUACGCACAGGAGGUGGCACCAGCUUAGACAUGCCCAUCAUCCAGCAGAUGGUGAACAAGUCGCACUUUGGAAGGGGCGCUUACGAUUCUCCUCUGAACUCACCAUCACCGGAUCAGACUUCUCCACCAUUCACUAAUGGAGAUAUCAGACGCCGAAGAGGGUUCUGGAGAAGCAGCUUCAAUUCUCCAGUAUCUCGACCCAUUUCUAGAGGCAACGGGAAUGUGUCCGAGGCAUCUGUAGAGGAGCACUCCCAGAGCGAGAACCCUGAUCUGCGAUUCCAGCCACCCACUCCAACUUUAGAGGCCAGCCAGGGAACCGACGGCGAAGAUGGUGUUCUCGUUUCGCCUUCGAUGUCGUCCUCUCGCGGAGAAGGCUCGUUUGUAGGCGAGGGAAUAGAGGACGAUGAAGAAGACCUUGAUGCUUCUUCAACGUCGCUACCACAGGAAACACAGUCAUCGCCCUCGACACCCAGCGGAUCGCGAGAUCUCAAGGCGUUACCUUGGCCAGCCGGCGGAGAUGGCAGUGGCGUUAUAAGCGAUGAUUAA